Messenger RNA from Erigeron canadensis, 2646 nucleotides. RefSeq names its product polyprenol reductase 2-like. Lineage: Eukaryota; Viridiplantae; Streptophyta; Magnoliopsida; Asterales; Asteraceae. The coding region runs from base 650 to 1699 and encodes 349 amino acids. Gene Ontology annotation, cellular component: endoplasmic reticulum. Gene Ontology annotation, molecular function: 3-oxo-5-alpha-steroid 4-dehydrogenase activity. The transcript is spliced from 8 exons. The record is from RefSeq and is a predicted model, not a curated record. Gene Ontology annotation, biological process: polyprenol catabolic process; dolichol-linked oligosaccharide biosynthetic process.
CCAACACCAUCACCCCCCAACAUCAUCAUCCCCCACCGCCACUCCAUCUCGCACUGCCACCACUCCCGUUGACCACACACAAAUCCGAUAAAAAUGUCAAUGCACGCAAAAAACAGAUUCAGAAGUAACAAGCCAAAUAACAUUAUCUCCAACCAGUUCUCCUCGUCGACCUGAUUAUUUCGUUCAAAGCCCAUCACGUGACUACACGACGGCGAAGAAACCACUAAUUCAUUCCACUCAACACCUGUUUUGAGUCCAAACGGGUCACCAGGUCUCCACUCACGUUGCACAUCCUCUACUCGUUUUACCGGGUCGCUCCGAACCGGAUCAAGAAAGGGCAACAAUGGCCACCAUCAACAACCUCGCAAUGGCGAUAAAGGUUUUGUUGCAAUUGAAGAAGGACUAAUUGAUGUUGAUCAUAGACGUGGCAUACCACAUCGUUGUUAUUUCUUGGCAUUUGUUGUUGGUUUCUUUGUUUUAUUUUCCUUUUAUGGGCUGCUGCUAAACCACAUAAACCUGAAGUUACAACAAGGUUAUCCCAUUUAUAUAUAGUGUCUGUGAGUAACGGUGGAAAACCGUCGUAAUGGUGGUGGUGGAGUUGGGUUAUUGCAGCAUCAUCCGUAAAUCUCAAUUUUGAACAUGAUCAACAAUGAUAAUCGUACAAUCUUUAUUUCUCAGAAUGGAAGAGUUGGAGCUGGGACUUGUUUCGUUGAUACGAAUUGCGUGGAUCGCGGCUACUUUACCGAUUUUGAUUGCUUGUUUGCCAGUUCCAGGGCUUGUUUGGUUUCGGAAAGUUUUGUUGGGGUUUGCCAAGAGAGGCAAGGUUUUACAAUCUAAUAAUAAUUUAACUGUGCCUCAGAGAUUUUUCUUUCACUUUUAUAUGGUGGCCAUAUUCUGGACGACAAUUUUGCUUGUUGCAGUGUGGUCUUAUGCAAUUAAGACGCUACCAUCACUUAUCGAACAAGACCUGUUUUCUACUAUAACCAGCCACUUGACCGGAGGUUCACAUACCUUCUCCUCUCAUAAGUCUUUGUCAACAAGAGAGUAUGUAUACAGGGUUUGGCUAUCUGUGUUUAUGCUUUUGCUAAUGGAAGCUCAAGUUUUGCGACGCUUCUAUGAGACAAUAUAUGUAUUUAACUACAGUCCAUCUGCUCGAAUGCACAUCCUUGGUUAUUUUGCGGGCCUAUUUUUCUAUACGGCAGCGCCACUGUCUCUUUGUUGUACUUUUGCACCUGAGGUUUUCAACUUUGUAAAGAAUCUUUUGGUGGAGUUCAUUGUGAAGGGAAAGGAUCGCAUGUCCAGGCCUGAGUUUAAUAUAUGGAUGUUUGUGACUCCUUUCUUGAGGCUUCGAUGGUAUACAUGGAUAGGUGCAGCUAUAUUCUUUUGGGGUUGGAUACAUCAGUUCCGUUGUCAUGAAAUUCUUGGUUCCUUACGAGAGAAAAGUGAAAAGCUGGAGGAGUAUGUUAUUCCUUAUGGAGAUUGGUUCGAAUAUGUCUCGUCUCCACACUACUCAGCGGAAAUUGUCAUUUACGGUGGUCUUCUGGUGGCCAGUGGUGGUACCGAUCUCUCAUUGUGGUUACUUUUCGCUUUUGUGGUGGCAAAUCUUGUUUUUGCAGCAAUGGAAACACAGAGAUGGUACCUUAAUAAAUUUGACGAUUACCCUCGUAAUCGGUUUGCUAUUUUCCCAUUUGUUUAUUAGAGACCUUUUGCAUGAAAGAUCCCUGUGUAAAGUUGAGAUUGAACCUUUUAUUCGUAAAUGAAAAGCUUCUGCCCUACUAAGUACUAGCCGGGAUCUCCUAGCUUUUUGAGUUCUCUGUGCAAGCUUUGAAGAUGAUGGCAUGUCAUGGGAUGCGGACGAUUCUCUAUAAAACAGUUAUCCAUUGUGGAUGCUCUUACUAAACUUCUUGGCACAAUAGUGACAACAAAAACUGUCAUCUUUCUGUGAUUUAUACUUGGAAUCAUGAACAAUUACAAAAAUAAGAGAAUGAAACCCAAUGCCAAGGAGGCUAUUCAACAAUUUGUCGUUUAUGGACCUGUAAGAGUCGCUGAUCAUAUUAUCGGGUCAACUGUUUUGGAGAGGUGGAAUUUUGUUCUUCAAUAAACACAAUACUGCGGUUUUGGUAUUAUAUAUUUAGAAGUUUGGUAUUACAUCCAAUUCGAUGCUUUGAUUGAAAGUGAUCUUAUACACCAAAGUAGGCCCCGUUAACAUGAAAUAUCUAAAUAAAAUAAAAUUAGGGUUUUGAGAUAACUAGGUUCUCAUCCAUCGUCGUGUAAUCUGAUAAAUUUGAUGGUGGUAUAGAUUGGUGGUGGUGGCGUUUAUGAUGUAACUGGCGGGAUAUAAUCUAUGACAGUUUGAUUUGUUGGUGUAUCCUGAGAAGUGAAUACAUAGACCAGGGAGGGGAGGCAUUCAUUUGCGAUGGUGAUGACAGUCGGAGAAAACUUUGGUGACGAAGGCCGAAGAGGGAGGGUUGGAGAGAUGGGGACGACGGCGGGAAUGGCGGUUUGGGGAUAUAUUGUGUCAUGUUUGAAAAGGGUGAAACAUGUAUGUGUGGUUAGAUUAGAGAGUCUAAUAUUUUCUAUGAUAUUUUUUUGGACACAGUGUAUAUGUGGAUGGGAAAUGAUAAAUCCUUCUAGAAUUUCUCCUAA